AGCCAGGGCUAUUCAAGCAGGGCUGUCCCUGGAAUGACCAAACUACUAGGGGCACUUCAUUUUUUGGCUUCUGGAUCCUUUCAGGUGACAGGGGGCAUUGUAACUGGGGUGCAUAAGUCCACUCUUUCUAAGCAUCUUUCAAAAGUUAUUGAUGGACUUUAUGAUAAUUGCAGAAAAUUUAUUUUUUUCCCCACAUCACCCAGAGGUUGGCGUGAUGUUAAGAGGGACUUUUUUCUUUUAGGUGGCAUACCCAAUGUCCUUGGGGCCAUUGACUGCACUCAUAUUGCCCUAAGACCCCCUGUGCGCAGGGAGAUAAUAUUUAGAAAUAGGAAACACUUCCACUCCUUAAAUGUGCAGAUUAUAUGUGAUGCAAACAUGCGCAUAUUAAAUGUCGUGGCAGGGUUCCCAGGAAGUAGCCAUGAUGCCUACAUCCUCAGGAAUUCUGGUGUGUGGAGAUUGUUUGAGACAAAUCAAAUGCCUGAAGGACAUCUCCUCGCAGAUUCUGCAUAUCCUCUUAAAAAAUGGAUUUGGACACCAUUGAAAGAGAACCAGGUUGUUGGGCCUGCUGAAUUAAGAUAUAAUGAAGCACAUAUCCGAACACGUGCUAUAAUAGAACGACUGUUUGGUGUUCUAAAAAUGCGCUUUCGCUGCCUGGACAGAUCAGGGGGGGAUCUCCAAUUCAGUCCGGAAAAAGCUAUUAAAAUCAUAGUGGCAUGUUGCUGUCUACACAACAUGGCACAGGAGCAUGGGAUGUUGAACGACUUACUUCCAACACCACAGCCCCCAGGUGAAAUCUUUGAGCCUGAUGUAAUUAAUCAUCCCCAACCCCUCAAUGCCCAUUUGGAGGGAUCUGCAACUAUUCAAGAAUUCUUUUCAGAUUGAAGAUUCUCAGAAAUGGAAUACCACUCCCCUCCCUCUCUCCUCAUCCCUAUAUUUACCACAUUUUCCCUAAAUAAAUGUAUACUUUACUCAAAUAUA
Bombina bombina (fire-bellied toad) is the source of this 978-nucleotide messenger RNA. Its product is annotated as putative nuclease HARBI1. The record is from RefSeq and is a predicted model, not a curated record. The transcript is spliced from 4 exons. The coding region runs from base 34 to 882 and encodes 282 amino acids. NCBI's taxonomy places the organism in Eukaryota, Metazoa, Chordata, Amphibia, Anura, Bombinatoridae.